This is a messenger RNA of Exophiala bonariae, 1029 nucleotides long. RefSeq lists its product as uncharacterized. Lineage: Eukaryota; Fungi; Ascomycota; Eurotiomycetes; Chaetothyriales; Herpotrichiellaceae. Bases 1 to 1029 code for a protein of 342 amino acids. The record is from RefSeq and is a predicted model, not a curated record. Gene Ontology annotation, molecular function: oxidoreductase activity, acting on NAD(P)H. The transcript is spliced from 2 exons.
AUGAGCCAUCAGGCAGCAUGGAUCAAGAAGCCCAAUACCGAUCUUGUGAUCGAGGAAUUCCCCAUCCCAACUCCGGGUCCGGGUGAACUAUUGAUCAAAGUCAGUGUUAUUGGAUUUAGCCCACUUGAAGCCAAGAUUCAAAAACUUGGACUCAUCCCAAUCCCCUACCCCAAUAUUUUGGGUAUGUCGUUUGCGGGCGUAGUAGAGCAAGUCGGGCCGAACGUGCAAGACUUCAAAGCCGGCGACCGAGUAGCCACCGUCCGCGACGGGCCCAAAGCUGCCGACCCACGCUUCGGCGCAUACCAGCAAUAUGCACUGGCGUCCCAGACAUCAACAGCAAAACUCAGCGAGGAAGUUGCGCUCGAGAGCGGCGCUUCAUCCAUCCUCAACCUCGCUGCUGUGGCGACCGCCUUGUCCAUCCACAUUGGACUAGACCGUCCAGAUCUCAGCGGCAAACCUGCUGCAUCAAAGGGCGAAAAGGUCCUCAUCUACGGCGGGUCGAGCUCGGCUGGCGGUCUUGCGAUCUGCUAUGCCGCCGCCGCUGGUUAUGAAGUCGUGACCACCUCAUCGCCCCAGCACAAGGACUUCGUGCAGUCGCUCGGCCCAGCGACCAUCCUCGACCACACUCGAUCCGGCUCAACGCUGACUCAAGAAAUCGCCGCCCACGGCCCAUACACCGCCAUAUUCGACACUAUCGGCCUCGCCCCCGUCACCGAAGUCCUGUCCAACUAUCUCGAGUCCAUCAACGGCGGAGUCUACUACUCCGUUCUGGCGCCCGACAAGCCCUUGCCCGCUGGCGUAGAGAAGCGUUUUGCGCCGUACAGCCUGUGGAUGGAUAGGCCCGAGCACAGCGAGUUCCGAACCUGGUUUUACUCCGAGUUGGUGCCGAAGGGCCUGCAGACCAGGUUGAUCAAGCCGACCAGACCACAGUGGCUGGAGGGUGGUUUGGAUCAGGCGCAGAAGGCCCUCGAUCUCAUGUUUGAGGAUAAGGUCAGUGGGCGAAAGUUGUUGCUGGACCCAAGUGUUUAA